AUGGCUGCAGUGCCACAGCAGCAAGAGGACAUUGAUCGAACAGAGGAAAUCAACAAUGUAUUCGGCGGCAAUGCACGUAACAUACGCGGCUUGAAUCGUACAUGCGACAUUCGCUCUAUAUUACGCCCUGAGUACCAGUAUUUACGGGGUACCUUUAUUACCAUUGCUGAGCAGCACAACAUUCUUUCUCGAGAUGCCUAUAAUCUCAUGAACAUGCAUGUCAGGAGGUUUAUGCGUGCCAUCGGUGAUUAUGACGAAGAAGACAAUUGGGCACCAAACUUUGCCACGAUCAAUAUGCCAGGCAAUGGGAUCCAGCCUGGACCCGGUGGUCAACAAGUAAUGGCUGGACAAGGUCUCUUAAUCCCACCUGUUACCAACCAAGUCUUGUGGACAUGGGCAUACAAGCUCGUGUCCAACAAUCCUACGCUGGAGAAUGUGGAUAUCACAAGCCAAGACCCUGCUGCCCGAGACUUGUUGAAUACAUACACAAAUCACUUUCAACCCAUGCAACGAAAUGCACAAGGCAAUGCACUCUACGAGCCACCUGCAAUGUAUCCGAGACUCCUCUCGACAUUAAGCGAGCGCUUUGCAAGAGAAGCGGUGAGAAACGUCAAGAACAUGCUCUGGAGAAACAUCCCUGUGUACGUUAGUCGACUGUGUGAUGGAUACAUCAAGCAUAUGGUUCAAUCAGAAACAAAUUUUGAUGUCUACAACAAUCUCAAGGGUUUGGCCCCUAUCAUGAGUACUGGUAUCAUAAACCACCAAGCAAAUACACCACCACAAUUGGCACCAGCGGAUGAACAUUAUUUUACCCAAUUUGUUGACGUCUAUCAAGAGAUACAUCAAGCUUGUGAACGGCUUCUCGCUGAUGUACCCCUGGUGGAGAUGCAAAGUACACCAAGUCGAGGCCUUGGCCCGGUACUGGCCAUGCGACUGAUGAGAUUUAGCAUGUGGCUAUUGUUGCAAGCCGAUGGACUCGAUACCAGGAGGUGGUCUAUAUUGCCAUUGGGAAAAACCCAAGUUGGGUUUUUCGGUAUCGAUUUGCGUAUGCUUUGGGCAAUCCUUCAUUAUGCACGUGACCAGGAUCAAGAUGCUUUGGUACCAGCCAUAUGUCUAAAUCAGCACGGCAAUGUCUUAGCAAAACUUCCAUUUGAUGCAACACUUCAACCACCCCGGCAGAAAGAACUUUUAUGGGAAGCGUUAUUUAAUAUCGAUUACGUCCAACGCCGUAGAUGGCGUUACUCUGGCGAAUUACCUGGAACUGCAAUACGAUUUGCUCAUUACAUGCGUACCGAUGGCUUUACAGCCAAUGUCAUGUUUGAAAGACCUCAACCAAGAAACCUGCCACCCUUUUUCCCUGAAAUUGCCAAGACGGCUCGUCGCGAGGUGGCGAAUAAUGCUGAUUUGGCUAAUAUCCACACGGGGAUAUACAUGCUCAAUAAGGCCCCUCAAGGAUUGAAUCAAGAUCGCCUUCAAAACAGCCGACUCGUGGGGAUAGAUCCUGGAAAGCGCGAGUUUAUCACUGGGAUUCAUCAUGAAGAAACCUUAGAAGUACAACCAGGGGAGAAUCCACCAAGAUUGAGUGCUGUCGAAAUUCGAUCAAGGCAUUAUCAACAUGCAACGAUGGUGCAUUGGGUUUACAAGCACACGUUAGCCAAUCGACAAAAAGCCAAUAUGCAAGAGGUCUACGACCAGCUGGCGCAAGAAAGCCCCAAUGUACCAAGAUUGAAUCAAUUCAAGGCACAUGUUGCCUGUGUGAGCCGCAACAGCAAUAGAUUGCGAGACUUUUCCUCCCACUUCAAGCAUAGGAUCACUCGAGGGAUUCUUUUUUCUGCACGUCAAUCAUACCAACAAGUAAUGAUCAAUGAGAUUUUGGGAAUUUCUCCUCCUGAUUCACCAAGAGAGCAAGUCAUGUUCAUCAAUAGAACAUCUAAAGCAAAAAGGAGAGGGAUGCGGAGGUUCAGAAGACGAGACAUCGGGUGGCAACGGCCUGAGCAAGAAACGAUUGUUGCGUAUGGAGAUGCCAGUCUUGGGCAUAUGCGUGGUUAUGCGCCACUUCCCCAUUGGGAGUUUAUCAAAAGACUUUGCAGACAGGCAUUGGUCAUUUUCAUCGAUGAAUUCCGUACCAGCAUCACCUGUCGGCAUGAUGGCGCAGAAUUGCGUCUUUGUUAUGACAAUCGACGGCUACAUUGCAAUCACAAGAAGACGAGGAAUCGGGUACAGACUGCCCAAGGUACCAGAGGUCGGAAAGUGUUGCAUUGCAAGGACGACGAUGGCGCUGUGAUUGGCCGGUCGAAUCUAUGCCAGCAGCGUUUUGCAGUCGGCAACAACACUUGGCGCAAUCUGAUUUAUGCGGUGAAGCGUUGUAAUGAGCACGGGUUCCUUGGCAGAGAUGUCAACGCUGCGGCUCAAAUGCGGUCCGUAUUACGACUGUAUAUGGAGACCAAUGGUGAUCUGCAAUCUCGUCCUCCCCAUCUUAGAAGAUAG
This is a messenger RNA of Lichtheimia ornata, 2487 nucleotides long. RefSeq lists its product as uncharacterized. The transcript has 17 exons. The record is from RefSeq and is a predicted model, not a curated record. NCBI's taxonomy places the organism in Eukaryota, Fungi, Mucoromycota, Mucoromycetes, Mucorales, Lichtheimiaceae. The coding region runs from base 1 to 2487 and encodes 828 amino acids.